AUGAAAAGAUAUCUCCAUGAAAUACUUGCUUCCUCAGGUUCCAUCGGUGCAUUGAUGGCUUGGCUGGUCAGCUAUAAGCCAACCUUGUUUGGGUUUCUAUUCCUUCUGCUGUUGCUUAGCAACUGGCUGGUCAAGUAUGAACUCAAGCCUCCCCCCCCAGAGCCAGAGCCAGAGCAGAUCCUUGAACGGCUUCUGUUCAGUGAAAUGAAGCUGAAGGUCUUAGAAAACCAGAUGUUCAUAGUAUGGAACAGAAUGAACCAUUGUAAGAAGCCGAACCGACGCCGGACUCUCUCCCGGGGGAAGCUGCGGCCGAAGAGGCGCGAGUCCGUUUUCUCUACCUUCUCUGACUAUACUUCCAUUUCCCCCUAA
Sorex araneus (European shrew) is the source of this 369-nucleotide messenger RNA. RefSeq names its product testis expressed 46 (gene TEX46). The record is from RefSeq and is a predicted model, not a curated record. Lineage: Eukaryota; Metazoa; Chordata; Mammalia; Eulipotyphla; Soricidae. The coding region runs from base 1 to 369 and encodes 122 amino acids. The transcript has 3 exons.